AUGAGGAAAAAGCUCUUGAUUAUGAUCAAUCUUCUCUCUUUGGGGAGUCUGCUGACCAUUCUUAUCUGGUACACGUUCGAGGACAGAUUACAGCUGAGGCUUAAUUGCAAUGGAUCCAACAAUGCCAUUGUCACUCAGGAAAACACUCCGGUGGGAUCUAAGAUUGUUUGUGACAAGGACAGAACUGUCAUUCCUGUGACUCCAGAGCUUUUCAAUAUCUUAAUAAAAGAGAAUCCUUUCUCAAAAAAGAGAUGGGACACUUGUUCAGUUGUUGGGAACGGUGGGAUUCUGACAAACAGCGGCUGUGGAAAAAUGAUUGAUUCAGCUGAUUUUGUUAUUAGGUGCAACCUUCCUCCUCUGGAAAAUGAAUUUAAGAGUGAUGUUGGCAUGAAGACUAACCUUGUGACAGCAAACCCAAGCAUCUUAACAAAGAAGUAUGGGUCACUGAUGGCACGUCGACGGGCGUUUGUAGAUAGUCUCCACCAGUAUGGCAACUCCCUGCUCCUCUUUCCUUGCUUCUCUUUUGGUGCUUACCGUGCAGUGUGUCAGCGGGCUGUGUAUGCCAUUGAAGACAUGGAAAUUCCUAUCCAACCAAUCUUCACAAACCCUCAAUACUUGCAAAGUAUGGACAAAUUCUGGAAAUCUCAGGGGGUAAAUGGACAUCGGCCUAGCACUGGAGCAUAUAUGAUUAGUCUGGCUUUGGAAUUAUGUGAAACUGUUCAUCUUUAUGGAUUCUGGCCAUUUAGUAAUCAUCCAUAUAAGCUCUUUCCCCUGACUAACCACUACUAUGAUAAUGUACCCUAUGAUAGUAGAGUCCAUGCAAUGCCAGAUGAGUUUUACUACUGGGUGCAACUGCACAACAAGGGCAUUCUCAAGCUUCAUCUUGAAGACUGUAAAUCAGGUCAGGUCUAG
This is a messenger RNA of Pundamilia nyererei, 912 nucleotides long. Its product is annotated as alpha-2,8-sialyltransferase 8E-like. Gene Ontology annotation, biological process: oligosaccharide metabolic process; N-glycan processing. The transcript has 5 exons. Gene Ontology annotation, molecular function: alpha-N-acetylneuraminate alpha-2,8-sialyltransferase activity. The record is from RefSeq and is a predicted model, not a curated record. Bases 1 to 912 code for a protein of 303 amino acids. Lineage: Eukaryota; Metazoa; Chordata; Actinopteri; Cichliformes; Cichlidae.